UCGCAGCCACCGUCCGUCGCCUCGCUCCCCCCAAGCUCUCCAUUUCUGCUUCCCGAUUUCGCUCCGCCCGCCCUAAAACCCCUCCUCCUCAGGUCGCGUCGCGCGCCGGAGCUCCGGUCGGUUUUUCUGCACGGACAUGGGUCAGAUCCAGUACUCCGAGAAGUACUUCGACGACACUUACGAGUACAGGCAUGUGGUACUUCCUCCUGAUGUCGCCAAGCUUCUCCCGAAGAACCGCCUCCUUUCUGAAAAUGAAUGGCGUGCCAUUGGAGUGCAGCAGAGUCGUGGUUGGGUUCACUAUGCAAUUCAUCGCCCUGAACCACACAUCAUGCUCUUUAGGAGGCCUCUGAAUUACCAGCAGCAGCAAGAGAACCAGGCCCAGCAAAACAUGCUUGCUAAGUAAACAUGUUAUUUUGCUAAUGCUUUGAAACAAUAUUACAGUAUAAUUAGGGUUGGAAGGUUUAGUAAAUGUUAGGAUGUUAUGAAACUUGUCAUUGUAAUUGGCGGCAAUUCUCCUCUUUGGAGAAUCUAUCGUGGAACUUUGUUUGUUGUGGUGUCAGUGAUCUGAUGUUUGUACUGGUCACUUUGGUCCUUUGUUUGAAUAGCACUUGCCUUGCUUGGCUGGUGUAAUUGACAAAUGUCUGGCGGAUAUCAAGAUGAAUACUUAAUACUGAUUUUGUGUUUUAA
Molecule: messenger RNA, 687 nt
Organism: Syzygium oleosum
Lineage: Eukaryota; Viridiplantae; Streptophyta; Magnoliopsida; Myrtales; Myrtaceae
Product: cyclin-dependent kinases regulatory subunit 1
Exons: 4
Coding region: 137-403 (88 amino acids)
Biological process (GO): regulation of mitotic cell cycle
Cellular component (GO): cyclin-dependent protein kinase holoenzyme complex; SCF ubiquitin ligase complex
Molecular function (GO): cyclin-dependent protein serine/threonine kinase activator activity; ubiquitin binding; histone binding
Source: RefSeq, a predicted model, not a curated record